Messenger RNA from Solanum pennellii, 1081 nucleotides. Its product is annotated as mediator of RNA polymerase II transcription subunit 20a-like. Gene Ontology annotation, cellular component: mediator complex. Lineage: Eukaryota; Viridiplantae; Streptophyta; Magnoliopsida; Solanales; Solanaceae. Bases 177 to 848 code for a protein of 223 amino acids. Gene Ontology annotation, molecular function: transcription coactivator activity. The record is from RefSeq and is a predicted model, not a curated record. The transcript has 5 exons. Gene Ontology annotation, biological process: regulation of transcription by RNA polymerase II.
CAUAUGUAUUUUCUAGAAUCACCUUAGUUCUUUCCACCGAGAAGAGCUGAAGGGAUUUUCAGGCAUAAGUUCCUCCGGCGAACUUUCCGGUGAGAGGAAAGGGAAUUUGGGGUUUAAUUUUCUCCGGCGAAUUUCCCGGUGAGAGGAAAAAGGGAACUGUUUCUGCAAUCAACAGUAUGCCAAUCAAAUGGGUUUUGCACUGGCAACCAAAUGCAGGGACAACAGUGAACAGUCAAAUACUGACAGAAGUAUCUCAAUGUGUUGAGAGCAUCAAUGGUGUUAAAGAAGGAAGGUGGAAAGACACUCUUAGUUUCUAUAAACCCAUGCUUAGAGUCGAACAAGCAAAUUCACUGGAGUUUCCCCGAGAUUUUCUGGGGAUUUCACUUCAAGAACAGCCCAACAAGUAUUACAUGGUAAUUAGAGGGCAACGGUUGAUCAUUGAAGCAGAGUCAUCAAUUCAGACGAUAAUGGAGAAGUUGCAGUCAUACAAAACGAGGGUUGCACUUAAUUUUGAGGGAUUUCAGUAUCAACUUGGUGACUUCCAGCUGCGAGUGGGGAAAGUUGUUACAAUACACUCUGAGAACUUGAGGGGAAUAGUUAUGGAGAUGGAGUAUCUUCCGAUUUCCUCAUGGAAGACAUCGCACCAAAUUAUGGGUGAAUUCUUCGACAUAUGGCAGGAAGCUCUUGGAAAACGAUCAUUACCAGGUCAUUUUGUGCACGUUGAACCAAAUUUUUCAGAGUAUGGUCUCUCUGAUCAAUACACUUCACAGCACACGGCUGUACAGUAUGCUAGUAUCAUGGCUCAAAUGAUAGCAACAGCUCAAUCAUCACAACCAAUGAGAAAUUAGAAAGUAGCAUAAUGUUCUGUUGACAGUAUUAACAUUUUGGCUUGGUACCUGUUGUAUUCUCAACACAAAAACAUUAAAAGAAACUGUAGUGUUCUGUUAACCUGGUCAUUAUGAUGCUACUACUGCUGCCUUAUAUAGAAAACCAAUGUUGAAGACAGAUCUAUAAGUAGUAAGAAACUGAAGUGUUUCGUCGAUUUUAACCUUGGCCACAAGUAACAUAGAGAUUACUGGUA